This is a messenger RNA of Cooperia oncophora, 462 nucleotides long. NCBI's taxonomy places the organism in Eukaryota, Metazoa, Nematoda, Chromadorea, Rhabditida, Trichostrongylidae. The record is from the annotation of a GenBank genome assembly.
AUGAUGGAAAAGGCUCUCAUCGAGCAAGUUCAACUGGCGGAAAAUAGCCGGAUGCGUUUCACUCGGUUAGGAGAUGUUGGAAAGGUGAAAAUGUUCGAGGAGUGGGCGAAGGCUUCAAAGCAGGACUUGUUGCUCGUUCGUGAAGUGGCCAAGCAGGGAUUAAAUUUACCCAAAUUCCAUUAUGAGUCGCGACACAUUCCAUGUGCCGAUCUCUUUCCCGAUCUCGCCGAGGAUGUUUUAGAACUUUCAAUUAUUCGCUGUCGGGACGUACCCCUUCCUUCCGGAUACGAGCCCUCCGAUGCUAACCUAUUUGUCAAAUACACAUUUCCUUAUCCGUCAGAUGCGAUUCAAAGCGGUAAAACGAAAUAUGUUUCUGGGACACAGAAUCCGCGUAUGUUUUCUCUGUCACUGUCAGAGAUCCGCGUUUUUGUUUGUUUUCUUUGGAUUUUCCAUUCGAUUUGA